This is a messenger RNA of Sciurus carolinensis (gray squirrel), 2856 nucleotides long. RefSeq names its product zinc finger and BTB domain containing 9 (gene Zbtb9). Gene Ontology annotation, molecular function: protein binding; RNA polymerase II cis-regulatory region sequence-specific DNA binding; DNA-binding transcription factor activity, RNA polymerase II-specific. Gene Ontology annotation, biological process: regulation of transcription by RNA polymerase II. Lineage: Eukaryota; Metazoa; Chordata; Mammalia; Rodentia; Sciuridae. The transcript is spliced from 2 exons. Bases 333 to 1772 code for a protein of 479 amino acids. The record is from RefSeq and is a predicted model, not a curated record.
CCGGCCCGGAACGACGAGGUAGCAGAAAAGGUUCGGGGAAGUCUGAUCCGCGUGUUUAACGGUGGGGGCGUGUCGGCGGGGGAGGCUACCCGGUCCACAUUCGUGGUGUCGGGGUGGCGGAGGCUUGCCGUGAGCCUAUUUCUGCGCGCACCCUGAAACGGAACGGAACGGCGGGCAAGAACCGGCCGGGGCUGGCGAGGUCAGGCUUGGCUGAAGGAUUACCUUCUCAUCUCCCACGGGGCCUGGAAGUUAAAACCCGCUUCGGUCGCUCGUAGAGUCUACUCCCCAAUUCCCAUCUCUUCCUGACCCUCUGGGAGUUUUCCGAGGAACCCAUGGAUACCUCCACAUCUUUGCCUCCCGCACCCACCUCCCUGAUCUGCAACCCAGCCCCACGGACAAUCCAGAUCGAGUUUCCUCAACAUAGCUCAUCCUUGCUGGAAUCCCUGAACCGCCACAGGCUAGAGGGAAAGUUCUGUGAUGUGUCCCUCCUGGUGCAGGGUCGGGAACUUAGGGCUCACAAAGCAGUGUUGGCCGCUGCUUCUCCUUACUUCCAUGACAAGCUGCUUCUGGGGGAUGCACCACGUCUCACCCUGCCAAGUGUCAUUGAAGCUGAUGCCUUUGAGGGGCUGCUUCAGCUCAUUUAUUCAGGGCGCCUUCGCCUGCCCCUGGAUGCUCUCCCUGCCCAUCUCCUUGUAGCCAGUGGCCUUCAGAUGUGGCAAGUAGUAGAUCAGUGCUCAGAGAUUCUUAGAGAACUAGAAAGUUCAGGUGGUGGAAUUUCAGCUCGUGGAGCAGCCUCCUACCAUGCACUUCUUUCCACCACAUCCUCUUCUGGAGGCUGGUGCAUUCGCUCUUCCCCUUUCCAGACCCCAGUCCAGUCCUCUGCUUCUACUGAGAGUCCUGCUUCUACUGAGAGCCCAGUGGGAGGGGAGGAGAGUGAACUUGGAGAGGUGUUACAAAUUCAGGUGGAGGAAGAGGAGGAGGAGGAGGAGGAGGAGGAGGAAGAGGAGGAAGAGGAGGACCAAGGAUCAGCAGCUACACUCUCACAGACUUCUCAACCACAGAGAGUGUCAGGGGGAUUUCCCCGUGCUCGUGGAUCCCACCCAGUACCUGUAUCCACUACUCCCCGCAGGCUUCCAGAGGGUGAGAGUGUAUCACUUGAACCUUCUGCCCCACCUACGGCACUACCCCCCAAAAUCUUCUAUAUCAAGCAGGAACCCUUUGAGCCUAAGGAGGAGAUAUCAGGAAGUGGGACUCAGUCUGGAGGAACAAAAGAGGAGACCAAAGUGUUUCCUGGAGGAGACACUGAAGGGAAUGGGGAGCUGAGGUUCUUACUGCCCUCAGGAGCAGGUGCAACAUCUGGGGGAGGGAGUCCAUCCUGGAAGCCAGUGGAUCUUCAUGGAAAUGAAAUCCUGUCAGGGGGUGGAGGACCUGGGGGAGCAGGGCAGGCUGUACAUGGGCCUGUGAAGCUAGGGGGAGCACCCCCUGCAGAUGGAAAACGCUUUGGUUGCUUGUGUGGAAAGCGGUUUGCAGUAAAGCCCAAACGUGACAGGCACAUCAUGCUGACCUUCAGCCUUCGGCCUUUUGGCUGUGGCAUCUGCAACAAGCGCUUCAAGUUGAAGCACCAUCUGACCGAGCACAUGAAGACCCAUGCUGGAGCCCUGCACGCCUGUCCCCAUUGUGGCCGUCGGUUCCGUGUCCAUGCCUGUUUCCUUCGCCACCGAGACUUGUGCAAGGGUCAGGGCUGGGCCACUGCCCACUGGACUUACAAGUGACUGCUGAGGCCAUGCACUAAAUUGUAGAACAAGAUAGCCACUGCUGCUGAUGCAUACUUAUCCUUCCUUCCCUAGUCCUGGAUCUUGUAAUCAUGCCAAGAGAGUAGAUGUAUUAUGGACUCCUUAUUAUUGAGUAUAGAUCUCAACCUGGCAGAUGUGGAAGCUCAGGUUUCUUACCCCAGAUUUUUAUUAAUCACUCUAUAGAAAAGUGAUUUAUAGGCCACUUGAUCACUUGCCCAUCAUGGACUAUCUUUUUGUAGUGUUGAUACUGUUGAGGAAACCAAAUUUCAAUUAUUUAGUGAGAGACGAGUUAGAGCAAAAUGAAACAAUGAUAAAUGUUUUCUUUAGUUUCCGUGAGGGGGUAAAGGAGCUGGUCUCCAAUGAGGGAUACGUUUAAUUUGGAACGCUAGUAAUUCAGAGACGAAGCUCUAAGCUUUCCUUUCCUUUGUCAUUACUGGAAUGAUGUGAGCAGAGUUCUUUUUAUGUACUCCCCGCCACCUCCUACCCGCAGUGCUAGGGUGAAACCUCAGUCCUUCCACACACUAGAGCAGUGCUCUACCACUGAGCAACACCCCCAGCUCCUGUGUACAUUUUUAUUGUCCUCUUCCAGAAUCAGCUUGUACCUUGCUUUCUCAGCAGUGGACACCUUCCCAAUGUCUUUUUUUUUAAUGUAGGCGAGCCCUUCAACAAGUUGAGCAUUCCAGGUGUCGUUCCUAGAACACUCCUGAAUAGAGGAUCAUCCCCCAGCCCCCUGUGCCUCUUUUGUACCUUUGAUCACCGAUAAUUUGUAUAUUGAUCACAGAUGACAAAUGUGGCGGUGAACUCGUGAGAUGGCAACUAACCUAAAAUGCUCUCAGAGUAGCACCACUCUGAACAUAUUGCCAUGGUCAGAGGGACUCAGGGCCACAACUGCACACUCUGAAGGCUAGAGAACCGUGCAAGGGGAGCUCACCACCUUCUUUUCAUUCUCACAUCUGAGAGCCCUCUGUUGAGAGGUGGAGGCAUAAAUAUUGGAAUGGAGUGGAGGAAGAUUUAACAGUUACUUAAUUUCUUCUAAUAAACUUUGCCCUAAAAUCUAAAGUGA